AUCAAUUAAUCCUCCACCACGUCUUUCCCCGCCCUUCCUCCGUCGCAGUCACCAUCUUCACUCGAUUGAAGAUCGGACGGAAAAAUCGACAAAAUGGCAUCCGACGCGACGGAUAAUGAGUUUAUGCGCCCUCCAAGUGAGAAGGAACAUACGCCGGUAUACCGUGAAACCUCGCAUUACAACCCUCUUCACACUUUUCAACUACCCCCCGGUCAAGAACGGCACUAUCAACAACAAUAUGGCGACAUGUAUUUCCUACGGCUCGCGAAACUUAAACCGGCAGUGGAGGAGGUUGCGAUCGAAGCAUGGGAAGGAUUCAGUAUUGCAGGAGAACACGCGCGUCGGGUAGAAAGAGUGUUGGAUGUGAGACAGGGAGAGCUUUGCUGGGUGGCCGGAACAAUCUACAUGGAUAUGCCCUUGAAACCCAAUAUUCUCGAAGACUUGACGAAACAUAACUAUACAUUGGCGCCUCCGCCCCGCCGCACAUACCUCGAUCCGUCGAGUCCCGAGUCGACUCAGAUCAUGCUCGAGGACGAAUCAGGUCGUUUGCGAUUGACAGGGAGUAUGCUACGAUCCACACAAUUGGCAACGGGAGCCAUAGUUGCUGUUCUGGGAACGGAAAAUGCCAACGGAGAUUUUGAGUCGAUUGAUAUCAAGGUCCCCGAUCUACCUCGCCAGCCCCGUCGAUGGGAGAGAGACGAGUCUUUGGCGAAGGGUCCAACGAGCAAAGGCAAGAUCGCUUUCGUAAGUGGUCUUGGAAUAACGGGAACGUCGAGCGACACUAUGACUUUGGAGCUUUUGACCGACUAUCUUCUGGGUUACACCGGCGCUUCGUCGGAAAAUAACGACGAAAGCACAUUCAAUGCGUCCGCGAUCACAAGGCUGGUCAUUGCGGGAAACUCGCUCGGGGCCAGUACGACCGUGGACCCCAAUGAGAAUGGGGCUGCGAAGAAUAAGAGCGGUCCGAAGAAGUAUGGAUAUGACGCCUCGGCGUACAAUGCCUCACCCAUCAUCCAAUUAGAUACCUUCCUCGCGGAGAUUCUGCCUAGUAUACCGGUGACUCUCAUGCCGGGAGCAAGCGAUCCCGCCAAUUUCGCAUUGCCGCAACAAGGGAUUCACCGGGCCAUGUUCCCGCGGGCCAGAGCAUACUGCGCUCCACCUCCCUCCGGCGAAGACACGCCCGAACCAGGUUGGUUCGACAGUGUCACGAACCCGUGGGAGGGCGACGUCGAGGGGUGGCGUUUGUGGGGCUCCAGUGGACAGAAUGUAGACGACGUGCUUCGCUACCUUGACUUUGCCGAUGAGGAUGGAAACAUCGACACCAAUGGAGACGGGGAAGCCAGGAUUCGAAUCAUGGAAGCUAUCUUGCGCUGGAGAUGCGGUGUCCCCACGGCACCUGAUACUAUCUGGUCUUAUCCUUUCCAAACACAUGAUCCGUUUGUGAUGCAAUCUUGCCCCCAUGUUUUCUUCGCCGGCAACCAACCCGGAUUUAAAACCGCCGUCAUUGAGAGUGAUGCUCCAUGGAGACUCAACGGAGCCGACACGGAAAUGACUGAUUCGAAUGACAACACGCCGGCUCAGCGAGUUCGUCUUCUGUCGAUUCCCAAGUUCCGCGAAACCGGGGAGCUUGUUCUAGUGGACACAGAGACCUUGGAGGCGGAGGUGAUCAAAUUCGGGACUUUUGCAGGGAAGGAAGAAAAGCAAUGAUUUCAUUAAUGGCUAUAUAUUCCAAUAAAUGUAACUUGUACGAACUGAAG
This is a messenger RNA of Aspergillus steynii IBT 23096, 1757 nucleotides long. RefSeq names its product DNA-directed DNA polymerase delta subunit POL31. NCBI's taxonomy places the organism in Eukaryota, Fungi, Ascomycota, Eurotiomycetes, Eurotiales, Aspergillaceae. The record is from RefSeq and is a predicted model, not a curated record. Bases 94 to 1707 code for a protein of 537 amino acids. The transcript has 5 exons. Gene Ontology annotation, biological process: DNA replication; DNA strand elongation involved in DNA replication. Gene Ontology annotation, cellular component: delta DNA polymerase complex. Gene Ontology annotation, molecular function: DNA binding.